CCACUUCAUAAGCUUUUUCUUCAGGUUGCAUUCGACAUUGCAUUGUUUUCGAACAUCACCAUAAAUUCAAGAAUCUUCAUUUAGUCAGGACUCAUAAAUUAUUCACAACUAUUAGAAUCUGAUUUUGUUACUCGGAGUGACCACUGUUAGCCAGCUCUGCAGAACCACAUCACGAACUUUUAAUUAAAUUUUUUUUAGUUGAAUUCGUGAAUCGAUCUAAGCUAGAUCACCAUUGGAACCCUCAAUCUGACAAUUACUGUUUUGUUUAUAUCUAUUCGUCAGCCAACCAAUCACAUAAUAACACAUAUCUGGCGUCGUAUAAAGCUACACGUUUGAGUGUUAAACCUUAAUGAUGCGUUGGUUGCUGUCGUGUCUUUUCCUCGUCGCAUUUGCGUCGUGCAGCAAGGUCCUUGAGCUCACUAAAGACAAUUUCCAUUCUGAAUUAAAGUCUAUACCAGUUGCUCUGGUGAAGUUUUACGCUCCAUGGUGUGGACACUGUAAAAAACUAGCUCCUGAGUUCACUUCAGCCGCACAAGUUAUAUCCGAAAAAACUAACGAUGUUAAGCUCGUUAAGGUUGAUUGUACUACUCAAGAAAGUAUCUGCUCAGAGUUCGGAAUUAGUGGCUACCCUACAUUGAAAAUCUUCAGGAAUGGAGAUUUAGACGGUGAAUAUAAUGGUCCAAGGAAUGCAAAUGGAAUCGCCAAUUAUAUGAUAUCCCGAGCAGGACCUGUAUCCAAAGAAGUCAGCACUGUUAGUGAUGUAGAGAACGUCUUGUCAGACGACAAACCAACUGUGUUUGCUUUUGUAAAAUCGUCUAGCGACCCGUUAAUAAAAACAUUCAUGGCUCUUGCAAAAUCAAUGGUUGACGAUGCUGUAUUUUGUCAUAGUCAUAAUAAUCUUUUUGUAACUCCUAGUGACAACGAGUUGAGAGUCUACUUGCCUAAACGUCUUCGAACGAAGUUUGAGGAUGACUUCGCUGUUUAUAAAGGAGAACCUGAAUCUAACAAUAUUAAAGACUGGAUUCGCAAACAUGGCCAGGGACUGGUUGGUUAUAGAUCACCGUCAAAUACAUUUUACUUCGAAAAUUCCGAUUUAGUAGUAUUAUACAAUAACCAAUCCAUAGAUACAUAUCCAUCUGGAGUAAAAUACUUAAGAAAUCGUGUUCUCAAAACCCUUAAAGACAACCCCCAAAAAUUCAAGAAUUUGGUUUUCGCUUAUAGCUUUGCGGACGAUUUUUCUUAUGAAAUAUCUGAUUAUGGUAUAGAAGCGGAUAAAUUACCAGCGGUUGUGAUCCAAUCUAAAGAUAAAAAGUACAAGCUUGAGAAAUUUAGUCUUGACGCAUUCUCUGAUUUUUUGAAUAAAUUUGAAGAUGGUCUUUUGACCCCACAUGUAAAGUCAGAACCUCUCCCAACAGACGACUCUAGUGCAGUCAAAAAGUUAGUUGCACUCAACUUUGAUGAGAUAGUAAAUAACGAGGAGAAAGAUGUAAUGGUCGUCUUUCAUGCUCCUUGGUGUGGUCAUUGUAAAAAUCUAAUGCCAAAGUACGAGGAAGCAGCCAGUAAACUAAAAAAUGAACCAAAUUUGAUUUUGGCUGCUAUGGAUGCAACCGCCAAUGAUGUCCCUUCGCCUUAUCAAGUCAGGGGAUUCCCAACUAUCUAUUUCGUCCCUAAAGGAAAGAAAUCUUCACCUGUAUCUUACGAGGGUGGUCGAGACACUAGUGACAUCAUCAAGUACCUUGCACGCGAAGCUACUGAAGAACUUAUUGGGUAAAGAACCGAUAUGAUGGAUGAUUUAAAAUAUCUUUUCCUCUCUCUGCGGCAUACUAUAUUAACACAAUAAUAUUAUAAUAAGACUGGUCUGUGUAACCGAGUUCAUAGAACAGCAAGAUUGGAUACUCAAACGGCAUACAAUAUAGAGACUAAAUCACGUUAUAUCAUAUACACAAUUUACGACCACGUAUAGAGAACCAAACUGAAUUCUAGACAAUACUUUACUCCACAAAAUUACAAGCAGUCAGUCACAAUGAGUUCAGAGUAGCAAACAGUAAGUUAAAAAGAAA
Messenger RNA from Schistosoma rodhaini, 2060 nucleotides. NCBI's taxonomy places the organism in Eukaryota, Metazoa, Platyhelminthes, Trematoda, Strigeidida, Schistosomatidae. The record is from the annotation of a GenBank genome assembly.